This is a messenger RNA of Anolis carolinensis (green anole), 2939 nucleotides long. Its product is annotated as prolactin-releasing peptide receptor. NCBI's taxonomy places the organism in Eukaryota, Metazoa, Chordata, Lepidosauria, Squamata, Anolidae. Gene Ontology annotation, molecular function: neuropeptide binding; neuropeptide Y receptor activity. Gene Ontology annotation, cellular component: plasma membrane; neuron projection. The transcript has a single exon. The record is from RefSeq and is a predicted model, not a curated record. Gene Ontology annotation, biological process: G protein-coupled receptor signaling pathway. Bases 1 to 1101 code for a protein of 366 amino acids.
AUGUUUCUCUUGCUGUGUGUUUGCUCAGAUUGGCUCAACUGGCUACAAAAACGAUACAGGAGGAAGACAAUGAAUCCGGAGAACCUAACCUCUCAGAGCUUCCUUUCAGCAAUCCACAACAAUACCAGCAACCUCUUCCUGGGGCUUCAGCUUGUCCAGUUCUUCAAACCGCUCAUCAUCCCUUGUUACUCCCUCGUGGUUUCUGUUGGCAUCAUUGGAAAUUACCUCCUCAUUUACGUUAUCUGCAAAACCAAAAAAAUGCACAAUGUUACUAACUUCCUUGUUGGAAACUUGGCAUUUUCGGACAUGCUUAUGUGUGCCACCUGUGUCCCCUUGACCUUGGCAUAUGCCUUUGAGCCUAGAGGGUGGAUCUAUGGACGCUUCAUGUGCUACUUUGUAUUCCUCAUGCAACCAGUCACAGUAUUUGUUUCCGUCUUUACUCUGACCGUCAUAGCUGUGGACAGAUACCAUGCUAUGGUUUAUCCACUCCGGAGGAGGCUGACCGUACCCACCUGUGCCUAUAUUCUGGCUGCUAUUUGGUUGCUAAGCUACAUUUUAGCUGUCCCAGCUUUGGUCCGCACUUAUCAUGCGGAAUUCCCAGAACUGGACUUUUCUAUCUGUGAAGAAUUUUGGUUCCACAGGAAGAGGGAUCGCUUAGCGUAUGCCUAUAGCACCUUGGUUUUCACAUAUGUCCUGCCCUUAACAGUAAUUUCUGUGUCUUACCUGAGGAUUUCUGUCAAGCUGAAGAACAGAGUAGUUCCUGGCAAUGUCACCCAGAACCAAGCCGAAUGUGACCGAGCCAGAAGGAGGAAGACCUUUCGCUUGCUGGUGUUGGUAGUGGCAGCCUUCGGAGUCUGCUGGUUACCUCUGCACAUCUUUAAUAUCAUAAAGGACAUUGAUAUUAAACUGAUCAAUAAACAGUAUUUUAACCUCAUUCAGCUCCUCUGCCACUGGUUUGCCAUGAUGUCUGCUUGCACAAAUUCCUUUCUGUAUGCUUGGUUGCAUGAUAGCUUUAGAGGGGAGCUGAAGAAAAUGUUUGCCUGGAGGAGGAAAAAAACUGGACCAGCCCCCAAUUGUAUUGUGGCUAGUGUGGUGCUGUAAAUGUGGGCUUUUUUUUUCUUUGUUGCAUUUUUGCCUCUCCUGUGAGGAGUAUUGUGCUAUAAUUGAUAUGUGAGUUAUCUCUACUGGGGUGAGCUGCUUUCAGUGAACCUGUAUUAUAUGAUUUACCUGUGUAUUCAUUGAUUGAGAAUAAACUUCAUGAAUGAAGGCAAAUUGCACACAAUUUCUUACUUUCCACAAUAUAUCUUGAAAACACUGCUACUAUGCCCCCCAACAACACCCCUCCCAAACUUUCAUGGGUUGUCAGCCAGUUAUGUCAUUGUCCAUACUAAGAGAUGCAAUCCAUAGUCUUUCAACUAUGCACUUACUGCUCUGAGUUGAUCAAUACAUAUUUGCAUUGGCAAAAAGGGUUCUCUUGUAUGUAAUUAAACCUGAAUAAGGAGUAUCAAUGCCACUUGCUGAAGCUACUCUCUGUAGGUACACUCAUGUCAAGUUACAACUAUACAACCAAUCCCUGAGUUAUGAACAAGAUAUGUUCUGUAGGUUUGAAUGUGUAACAGGUACAUUUUAUGAGUGUAAUUCGAGUCCCAAUUUUUUUUAGUUUUGAUUAUCAUAGAGAAGGGUAAACAACCCUUUAAUGUUUGUUUUUCUGUCUUCACUUCUGUUCAGAAUAUUUUACUGCACUCUCUGUGCCUGUGACCAUUAAAUUUAGAACAUUUUGAAAAUCUUGAAAAUAAGGAUUAGUAAUAACGCUUCAGCAGAGACACCUUUUACCCAUGAUAAUUCUUUCAGGAGUGAAUUUUGCUUUCUAGAGGUAUGUUUCCUCUAACUUCUUAUUCAAAUAUAGGUGAUUAUUAUUUUUUUGUAAUGAGGAUACAGACAGCACUUAAAACUUCACAGUGUCUCUAACCUCAUACCAUACCAACCAAAACUAUUUUUAUGGAGUUCUACUUUAAAUGCAACUUGGGCAUAUGUUUGUCUUAACAUUUUAUUAAUGCUACUCAUGCAUCUAAAUGCUUAAACAUUUUCAAAUACUGCAAAAAGCUCAGCACACACUGCUGGAUGGCAUGCCCACUUUUGAGGCCACCUUGUAACUAGGAGUUGUAUGGAAAUAGGACGUUUGUAACUUGGGGGCUGCCUUAUUAAAAUCUGUAAUGUCUCCUUGGUUUUUCAAUGCAAUGAUCACUCCUAUCCUGGUAAAGGAGAAAAUAUAGUUUUAAAAUGAACUACUUUAAUUUCUUCCUGAGACAAUAGCUGUGUAUGUGAUUCUGAACUGGGGAAUGUAAAUAAUACUUACAAAAAUUUCUCAUCCUUGGUAAUAAAGAGUGCUUUGGCAUAUUAAAAAACCACACUGAUAAAAUGGUCACAACAUUUUUGUUUCAUUUCUAGAAAUUAUGAAGGGGUGGAGGUGGGACCUGUGCAAGAAUUGAUUUUCUUGGCAAAACAUUUUGCACAAAAACUGUUGCAUUUUGUCCAGAAUGCAAUAGCCUCUUAACAUUUACAGGUUUAUCUUUUAUGAGUAUGAUAAUUCAGGAAUUUGAUUAGCAUGAUCUCUCUAGAAAUCUCUGGGCCUUCCAGUAUAACUUUAUUGUCAACAUCUGACAGAUGUUAAAUGCAGAGUCACAUUGGAGGACCUAAGGAUGUGCAUUUUUCUUACAUUUGUGAAGAUCAUCUUCCCCUUAACCCAGUCAAUGAGCUGGACUGACUGUACAAUGCUUUAUGUGGAAAAACUUGUUUUGUUCAGCAUGUGUCUUUAAUGAAUUUUCAGGGGUGGGGGAAUCCAUCAAAAUGUCAAAACAUCUUUUGUAAUUUCAUCCAGGAUAGAGAAACUCUCAAAAAUUAUUCAUUCUUUCAUACAAUAAAUGAAAUAAUCAAACUUA